CUCAACGCGAACCAUCUCAACGCAGACGCGGCCUCGUCCCCCGUCCACGUGCCCAAGAUGGAUGCGCUCAUCAUCCCGGUGACCGUGGAGGUGCCCUGCGACAGCCGCGGCCAGCGCAUGUGGUGGGCGUUCCUCGCCUCGUCCAUGGUCACCUUCUUUGGGGGACUCUUUAUCAUCCUGCUCUGGCGGACCCUCAAGUACCUGUGGACGGUGUGCUGCCACUGCGGCGGCAAGAGCAAGGAAGCCCAGAAAAUUAAUGGCAGUGGGGACACCCAGGCUGAUGGCACCUGCAAACCUACGGAUGAAAAAGAAGAGACUGUGGCAGCAGAAGUGGGCUGGAUGACCUCUGUAAAAGACUGGGCAGGAGUGAUGAUAUCUGCCCAGACUUUAACUGGCAGAGUUCUUGUUGUCUUAGUCUUCGCUCUUAGUAUUGGUGCUCUUGUAAUAUACUUCAUAGAUUCGUCAAAUCCAAUAGAAUCCUGCCAGAAUUUCUACAAAGAUUUCACAUUACAGAUUGACAUGGCUUUCAACGUGUUCUUCCUUCUCUACUUUGGCUUGCGCUUCAUAGCAGCCAAUGACAAGCUGUGGUUUUGGCUGGAAGUUAACUCAGUGGUAGAUUUCUUCACAGUUCCUCCAGUGUUUGUGUCAGUGUAUUUAAACAGAAGUUGGCUUGGUUUAAGAUUUUUAAGAGCGCUUAGACUGAUACAGUUUUCAGAAAUUUUGCAGUUUCUGAAUAUCCUUAAAACAAGUAAUUCCAUCAAGCUGGUGAAUCUGUGCUCUAUAUUUAUUAGUACAUGGCUGACAGCAGCUGGGUUCAUACAUUUGGUGGAGAACUCAGGGGAUCCAUGGGAAAAUUUCCAAAAUAACCAACAGCUUACAUAUUGGGAAUGUGUUUAUUUACUAAUGGUUACUAUGUCCACUGUUGGUUAUGGAGAUGUUUAUGCAAAAACAACCCUUGGUCGCCUUUUCAUGGUCUUCUUCAUCCUCGGGGGAUUGGCCAUGUUUGCCAGCUACGUCCCUGAAAUCAUAGAGUUAAUAGGAAACCGCAAGAAAUAUGGUGGUUCCUAUAGUGCGGUUAGUGGAAGAAAGCACAUUGUUGUCUGUGGUCACAUAACACUUGAAAGUGUGUCGAACUUCUUAAAGGACUUCCUGCACAAGGAUAGGGAUGAUGUGAACGUGGAAAUCGUCUUUCUGCAUAAUAUCUCCCCUAACCUUGAGCUGGAAGCUCUUUUUAAACGACACUUCACUCAGGUGGAAUUUUAUCAGGGUUCGGUUCUCAAUCCACAUGACCUGGCAAGAGUAAAGAUAGAGUCAGCAGAUGCGUGCCUAAUCCUUGCCAAUAAAUACUGCGCUGACCCAGAUGCUGAAGAUGCCUCCAAUAUUAUGAGAGUAAUUUCCAUAAAGAAUUACCAUCCGAAGAUAAGAAUUAUCACUCAGAUGCUGCAGUAUCAUAACAAGGCUCAUCUGCUAAAUAUCCCAAGCUGGAAUUGGAAAGAAGGGGAUGAUGCAAUAUGUCUUGCUGAACUCAAGCUGGGUUUCAUAGCCCAGAGCUGCCUGGCACCAGGUCUCUCAACAAUGUUAGCCAACCUCUUCUCCAUGAGGUCAUUCAUAAAGAUUGAAGAGGAUACAUGGCAGAAAUACUAUUUGGAAGGAGUCUCAAAUGAAAUGUAUACAGAAUAUCUAUCUAGUGCCUUUGUGGGUCUGUCCUUCCCUGCAGUUUGUGAACUGGUAUUUGCGAAGCUGAAGCUUUUAAUGAUAGCCAUAGAAUACAAAUCGGAAAAACGGGAAAGCAGCAUAUUAAUCAAUCCGGGAAACCAUGUCAAGAUUCAAGAAGGUACUUUAGGAUUCUUCAUUGCAAGUGAUGCCAAAGAAGUAAAAAGGGCAUUUUUUUACUGCAAGGCCUGUCAUGAUGACAUCACAGAUCCCAAAAGGAUAAAAAAAUGUGGUUGCAAACGGCUGAUCUAUUCCAAGAUGUCCAUCUACAAGAGAAUGAAACUGGCAUGUUGUUUUGAUUGCGGACGCUCUGAGCGUGACUGCUCUUGCAUGUCAGGCAGUGUACAUAGUAAUAUGGACACCCUUGAGAGAGCCUUCCCACUUUCUUCUGUCUCUGUUAAUGAUUGCUCCACCAGUUUACGUGCCUUUGAAGAUGAGCAGCCGCCGACGCUGUCGCCCAAAAAAAAGCAGCGAAAUGGAAGCAUGCGAAAUUCACCCAACUCCUCACCCAAACUGAUGAGGCAUGACCCCUUGUUAAUUCCCGGCAAUGAGCAGAUAGAGAACAUGGAUGCCAGUGUGAAAAAAUACGACUCUACGGGGAUGUUUCAUUGGUGUCCAGCUAAGGACAUUGAAAAGGUUAUUUUGACUCGAAGUGAAGCAGCAAUGACGGUUUUAAGUGGGCACGUAGUCGUUUGCAUAUUCGGGGAUGUUAAGUCUGCAUUGAUUGGAUUAAGAAAUUUAGUGAUGCCAUUACGAGCCAGCAACUUUCACUAUCAUGAACUCAAACACAUUGUGUUUGUUGGUUCACUUGAAUAUCUUAGAAGGGAAUGGGAGACGCUACAUAACUUCCCCAAGGUUUCAAUCUUGCCUGGUACGCCAUUAAGUCGGGCUGAUUUAAGGGCUGUCAACAUCAACCUCUGCGACAUGUGCGUUAUCCUGUCAGCCAAUCAGAAUAAUAUUGAUGAUGCUUCGCUGCAGGACAAGGAAUGCAUCUUGGCGUCACUCAACAUCAAAUCUAUGCAGUUUGAUGACAGCAUUGGGGUCUUGCAGGCUAAUUCCCAAGGGUUUACACCACCAGGGAUGGAUAGGUCAUCUCCAGACAAUAGUCCAGUCCAUGGCCUGUUACGUCAGCCCUCCAUCACAACAGGAAUCAACAUCCCUAUUAUAACAGAGCUAGUAAAUGAUUCAAAUGUUCAGUUUUUGGACCAAGAUGAUGACGACGACCCCGACACAGAACUGUAUCUCACACAGCCAUUUGCGUGUGGAACUGCAUUUGCUGUCAGCGUACUGGAUUCUCUCAUGAGUGCAACAUACUUCAAUGACAAUAUCCUCACGCUGAUACGGACACUGGUAACAGGAGGAGCCACACCAGAGCUGGAAGCUCUGAUCGCUGAGGAGAACGCACUGAGAGGAGGGUACAGCACACCUCAGACGCUUGCAAACAGGGACAGGUGUCGAGUUGCACAGCUGGCUUUGUACGAUGGGCCCUUUGCAGACCUAGGGGAUGGUGGUUGUUAUGGAGACCUGUUUUGUAAAGCGUUGAAAACAUACAAUAUGCUUUGCUUUGGAAUUUACCGAUUGCGGGAUGCACAUCUAAAUACACCUAGCCAAUGCACUAAACGUUAUGUUAUUGCAAACCCUCCUUAUGAGUUUGAACUCAUGCCGACAGACUUGAUCUUCUGCUUGAUGCAGUUUGACCACAACGCCGGCCAAUCCCGGGCCAGUCUCUCGCAUUCCUCCCAUUCCUCAUACUCUUCCAGCAAGAAGAGUUCAUCGGCGCACUCCAUCCCCUCAACAGCAAACCGACUGAACCGCUCUAAGACCAGAGACUCCCGGGAAAAACAGAAUGCCACCAGGAUGAAUAGAAUGAGCCAAGCCGAAAAGAAAUGGUUUACAGAUGAGCCGGACAACGCCUACCCCAGAAACAUUCAAAUCAAGCCCAUGAGCACUCACAUGGCCAAUCAGAUCAAUCAGUACAAAUCUACAAGCAGCUUGAUACCGCCCAUCAGAGAAGUUGAAGAUGAAUGUUGACUCCCCAGAGAAUGGACUUUUCAGGAAAAAAAAUCCACCACAGGCCCAGCCAGCUUCACAAAUGGUGACGUGACAUUUAUGCCUCUCACAUGCCGAAUCGCCAGUGGAAAAGUUGCAAAGGGCAACCGCUAUGGCAAAAUAAAGUAGACAUCUGUUUGUCUGCCUUGAUUAUGGCUUCCAUGUAUUUUGGAAACUCUGUCAUUUAUAAAUGAACAUAAUCAAAAAUAGUCAUGUAUAGCCUCUAGCGUUUAAAAUUAUUUUUAUUUAUUAGACAAAAAAUAUAUUUUUCUUUUUUUCCAUGGUAAGGUACUUACCCUUAACACACCAGUUAUGUGGCCAGACUCCUAAUCUUCACAACAAAGCUGCUCUUUCUCUGUUUGUCUCUUAGGAGAAUGAUGGUCACAGUUAUUAAACAAUGCUACUAAAAGAGAGAAAUGAGAUACUAAACAAAGUCCUACAUGUAUUUUAAUAAAUCCCAAAGGAAGGGAAAACACCAACAUGUUUCUUAACUAGAAAAAGUGUAUUUUGUUCUGCAUCAGCACCAGCUCUUAAUAAAUUACAACUUAUCUAUUUUCAAAGGACAAAGUCAUAUUUUUAUAAAUUUAAACAGUUACUCCCACUUUGUGAGCAUUUCCUUACCAAAUUUAGUAAAGCUUAACCAACACGUACUCUAAUGUGCCAAUCCCUUUCAGGACCAUAACGUUAGCCCAGACACCAGAAAUAUUCUGUCAGAUUUACUUACAAAGCAUUAAUAUAAGACACAGCAUAUGAGUUAGCUGUUCAAAGUGAAGUUCAUUUAAAAUGUGAAAUACUGCUGUACUUCCAAAGUCACAUCUUACUAGAAAACCUGAGUCCAUGUAAGAAUACAACCUUGAAAACAUCUCCCCCAUAGCCAGGUGUUUAAUUAAACAAGUGUAUUCUUUUUUUAGGCAUCAGUGACACAUUAGUCCCCUCCAUUGUAAACCCAAGUUAUUUAACUAAGACAUGAAUUAAACACAAUAAAACCAGGGCAAGAGUGCAAAGUUUAAAUCUAUCUGACCUCUGCCAGUGCCCUCUCAUCUCCGCCACCAAAAGAACCCAUGGCCCUUUGGGUGAGUUCAAGUCUGGACACAAACUUGGCUGUUCAGGAUCAGCUGUGUCCUCACAUGUGGUUGCUUGGUACUUGCUGUCACAAAGUGAUGUCUCUCUUCAGAAGUACCUUAUGCUUUUGUUCUAGGUUGCCUCAGUUCCACAUAUAAAACAGUAAAAACUCAUAAGGCACUUAUUCAAUAGCAAACUCUGAGAAAAGACCUGUACAGACCUGUUUGCACCUACCAGUUGCAUAGUGGCUGACAGAAUUUACAGACAUCAAAUAAAAUGAUGGUCACUGCUACAGACAUACAAGUGUUCUUGCCAAUUUACUAACUAAAUCUCAUCUGAAUAACUUAAAAAAUUAGCAAGUAGGUGAGGAGAAAAAAAGGACGCUGUGUCAAAGAAGAUAGGAACCCAUCUUACAAGAUCAUCGUUGCUUUCAAUAUUGGCCAAAGUCAAAAAUCAUUAAACAAGACCAGAUACUGUCAUUAGAUAAGCAGUAUCAUCCAAUAGGGCAGGUACCACACCUAUGAACUUAUGCUAGAACAAACAUCUAUAAUGCCAUACUCCAACAUUUUACCUAAACUAUCUUGGCUUCUAUGUCUGUCUGCUGGCUGCAGUACAAAUAUAACCCUGCUGCCACUUAAUAGGCUUUGUUUUCAAGUGCAUUUAUGGACUGACACUAAUUUUUCUAUACACACUUCGUAGAAUUAGUUACAAAGGAAAAUAAACUCUCCUAUGCUAUAUGUACAAUUGGCUUGCUUAAAAACUAUUUAGAAUUGCUCUUCUACAAAGAAACACAUUUACUUAAGCACUUUUAUUAAUCCUGUUUCAUAGUAGCCAACUGCAAAGAAGAAACUGCUGGAUUGGCUGAGAACCAUUUCAGCUAACAGCAAAUUCUCAUUUGCAUUCCAAUCUCACCACAGAUCACUUUCCAUCUUAUGUUGCCAGCUGACACUCUUUUUUCAUUUGUGAACUGCCACAAUCUUAUUACCCAAGCACAAUGCUGUUCUCAAUACCAGAAUCAUCAUCAUCUAAAUUUGUGUUCAAGAUAGGCAGACACAUUUGAACUUUAUAGGCCUCUGUUUUAUAGACAAGUAACAGAAAAUCCUUCUCAAAGCCUUCAGUCUUAGAAUACUUAAAUCGUGCUAUUUCUAAGCAUCCUUUCUUUCAGAAAGACACUUACCACAUAAAUAAAAAAAAAUAAAACUACCACCUACACUGCUCUGGCAUAUUGAACUACAUUAUCCUUUAACUGCAAUACUCUUGACACCACAAUGCCCACAGUAACUUAGCUUAGGACUUCAGAUAAACAAGACUGAUUAUGCUUUUUGAUUGCUGCAAUAUCCAUUUAUACUAAUCAAAGAAUGACUGAGUGACCAUAACAUCUUACUCCUCCCUUGCAUUUAGAGGAUCAAGUUUGCAUUUCAUCUGUUUGUACCUAGACAUAUCAAAGAACCUAAGGUUGAUUUCAUACCCUUUAUACAAUCAAUUAAAUCAGACUAGCUCAAAUAUGAUACCUUCUGUUCAGCAGAAUCAACUGUGCUUAUGUUACAUGCUGGACAGAAAACCUUCAAACUUUAAUUAGUCACCUUUAACCAGAGACAGAGUCCAACUACCCAGAAAACUGACCCAGGUGAUGGAAAGCCAAAAACAAGCUCUUUGCACAACAGAGACUGAUUACAAGCAGCAUAUGAAAUGCACUGUAUAAGCAAGGUUAUAGAACAUUUUUACUGAAUUAAAAUGCUUGUCUAGAAACUUAAAUUUUUCUUCCAAUCUAGUCAGACUUUAUAACACUUCCUAUAUGUUCCCUGUCUCCCACCCUACAAUUGAAAUUGUCACACCGUCCAAAAUUCAUGCAUCCUUGCCAAAACAACAGACAGGAAUUUUUGCACCGAAAAGAUGAUGUGCUUUCUGGAAUUCCAGCUGCCUUCCUUUUGACCCAAGCAAAAAUACAAACACAUACCCUUACUCCACAGUUAAGCACUAAAUACAGUUCUACAUCUAUACCACAAGAAAUGCAAAAAGGAUUUCUCCUGAAUGCCAGACAAAGGCCUUCCAACUUGCAGCACUUACUCUCCAAACUCAAAUUAUUUAAGAUAAAGCCAUGUGAUCAUUCACUUGCAAGCAUACAAGAUUCCCAUGGCUAUCAAUCAGAGCUCUGAGGUUGGGCAAAAGGCAGCACACAGACAGUCUGCAAUAUGCUGCUUUUAGGAAUUAAAUCUGAGACAGUUGCAUGUGCUCCCCCGGCAUCUGGAACCAAAGAGUCAUCUGCACCGCUUCAAAUCCAGUUAGUGUAGCCACCUAGGUAUACUACUGUGGCAGGCUAACUUUGCUGAGACAGAGCUAUUUGGACUGGGUACAGUGCCACAUAACUGAUGUUAUGUUACUUCUGACCUUGAAGAUAGCCUACAGCUACCUCCCAAACCCAAAAUUGUACAGCUACAUUCUGGUGGGGCCAGCCAGCAUCACACCUCAUUCUUCAAAACUAAGCAGGAUGCUGUAAGAAUGGUCAAGAGCAACGAAAGGCACAAUGUCUAGGAACAGUUUUUCAGAUUUGGACAGAAAUCCCACUUCAAGGACUCUUCAGAGAAACCAGAACAAAGCCUUAUAAUUUAGAAAUGGCUCGCACUGAAUGUCACUAGAAACAAAGGCACUCAUUGACUAAUAGGGUAGGCCUCACACUUACAUGCUGUGAACAACAUACAUUAGGCUUCUAACAUCAAUUUCUCUUAUAAAGAUGUAAAGAUUUCCUUAACUGCUCAAGCAAGUCUCCAAAACAUGAAAACCUCCUGUACACUGAAAUAGCCCUUUUCAUUUAAAAGCAAUACCCAAACAGAGACAAAGACCAGAAUGCAUAUGGAUCUGUCAUUUCAGUUACCUAGAACCAUCCUGGCUUUGUCUUUCCAAGUUCCUAAGCUGCAUGGAGAAAACAAUGUAAUUAGGGCAGGAUUUGGUCUAUGACAUCUCUUCUUCAUCUGUGACAGGAUGCAGCCUCACUGCUCUAGGUCAUAUCAUAACUCAUAGUCUGCAGCUCUGUAUACAGAGAGAUGCACCAAUAAACCUACGUUAGGAUACAAGACAAUGCCAAGAAAGUUCCUCAGGCUAAAAGACCUUACAGUCAACUUCUGUUAUCCCAAAUGGAAACCUAAUGGAUACAGCUAAAGGCACAAACAAUUGCCAGAGAUAACACAUACUAAUUCAGAGACAGAGCUAGGAAAAAAGACCCUUGGCACUAGGACAACAUGACAGUGGCCUUUCAUCUGUCUCUGCACCCCACAUAGAAGGAUUUCCACAUUUGCUCUCUAUAAGAUGGUAAGGAGGAAAACGGCAAGGAAGUAAAGAAAGAGGAUUAUCUACAGCAAAUCUAAAAACUCUCAUAGGUUUCAUGGAGCAGCUUAUGCCUUUUUAUAGCCCAUGCACUGGUGUAACAGCAGAUAGAAGUGAAGAUGGUGCUAUCCCAAAGGAAGAGUAAAGGUGCCUUGUGCCAAGGUUUGCACAUUUAACCUAAAGAAGCUGAAAGACUCAGGCUUCAGAGAUGCAAUGAGAACAUAUGGACCUCAACAAAAUAGGUAGGAA
Gavialis gangeticus (Gharial) is the source of this 8394-nucleotide messenger RNA. It is a transcript of the gene KCNMA1, whose product is annotated as potassium calcium-activated channel subfamily M alpha 1. The transcript is spliced from 31 exons. Gene Ontology annotation, molecular function: large conductance calcium-activated potassium channel activity. The record is from RefSeq and is a predicted model, not a curated record. Gene Ontology annotation, biological process: transmembrane transport; potassium ion transport. Gene Ontology annotation, cellular component: postsynaptic membrane. Bases 58 to 3744 code for a protein of 1228 amino acids. NCBI's taxonomy places the organism in Eukaryota, Metazoa, Chordata, Crocodylia, Gavialidae.